This is a messenger RNA of Dovyalis caffra, 747 nucleotides long. NCBI's taxonomy places the organism in Eukaryota, Viridiplantae, Streptophyta, Magnoliopsida, Malpighiales, Salicaceae. The record is from the annotation of a GenBank genome assembly.
AUGAACGACGAGAGAGAGUUUGAUUAUGAUAGAAAGGGUGAGAAGGGACCAGCUCGAUGGGGAGAGAUUCACCCCGAGUGGAGUGCAUGUAGCGAUGGAUCUAUGCAGUCUCCUAUCGAUCUGCACAAUGGGAGAGUCGAAAUAAUGUCUCAUUUAGGGAGACUCAAUAGAAGCUACAAGCCCUCCAAUUCUACUCUUAGAAAUAGGGGCCAUGAUAUGAUGUUGAGCUGGGAAGGUGGUGCAGGAAAUAUUCGAAUAAAUGGAAGUGAAUAUGUACUCAAACAGUGUCAUUGGCAUUCACCUUCUGAACAUACAAUCAAUGGCAGGAGGCUUGAUUUAGAGGCGCACAUGGUUCAUGAAAGCCUAGACGGAAAGGUUGCUGUUGUUGGGAUUAUGUACAAGAUAGGAAGACCGGACUCUUUCUUGUCAUCCUUGAUAGAUCAUUUACAAUCUGUCGCCGGCACCAGAGAGCAAGAUAAAGUGGUGGGUGUAGUUGACCCGAAGAACAUCAAGAUAGGAAGCAGAAAGUAUUAUAGAUACAUUGGCUCACUCACAACUCCUCCUUGCACUGAAAAUGUGGCGUGGACCAUUGUUGGAAAGGUGAUGACUGUUGCUAGAGAACAAGUGAGGUUGCUUCGUGUAGCUGUUCAUGAUAUGGGCCGGAUUCUUGAGUCCACUUUCAACCAGGUAAAAGUCCUUAGACGACAGCGUGCGGAUUCAUGGCAAAAGUGGGCAAAGCGAGACUGA